Rotaria sp. Silwood1 is the source of this 2401-nucleotide messenger RNA. The record is from the annotation of a GenBank genome assembly. Lineage: Eukaryota; Metazoa; Rotifera; Eurotatoria; Philodinida; Philodinidae.
UGGAUAACUUCUCUAACUUGCAAACGGAAUAAGUUAGAAACAGCGACUUAGCGUGAUUGUGAUUUUCCAAAGAUUCACCCUUGAUCUUAUUUUCUUCUCCCAUACGUCGACGCACCCUAGACUUGUCUACAAGUUGACAAAAAUCGUUUCGCAAUAUCUCAUCAUGUUUGCGAGUUAUUCGACUCACAAUCAUUCGUCUUCUAUUUUGAAAUGGACAUUUGUUAUCAAAGGGAAAGAGUUUUUUAAUUUUAUUUCUGAAUAUCAUGGGGAAUUUGAUUAAUUGAAUUAAUAAUUUUAUAACAAAGCAAAAUAAAUAUCAACGAAAAAAAUAAUUGUUUUUAUUUUUAAAUAAAUGAAAACACGUUUUUUCUUUUAAUACUAAAUCUGAUUAAGUUCUAAUUAAUUUCAGUAAGAUUAUCUGAUACAAAAUAUAUUAAUUCAUUCUAUUAUGUACUGAGAUAAAUGAAACACUUAAUUUUUUUUUCAUUUUUAUUAUAGUAAUCUAUAAAAUACGUCAACUAAAAUGUUUUCAAUAAAGAUAUAUUUCUCUCAGACAAUAAAUAAUUCUUCAAGAAAUGCGAUAUUUUAUCGACUUUUGUACUUCGAAUAUAUAUUUCUUUCUUUUCUAUUAGUGUUCUGAGUUUGAAUUCUUGUCUUGGUAUAUUACUAUCUAAUCUUGUUGACAAUAAAAGAGUAAGACGUAUUGUAGUACUUACAAGGGAAGGCCACCAACUGUUCAAUCGCUUUUGCGUUGAAACUAUUUGCGUUAUGUACUUCCCAAAGAGUUAUGAAUACGCUGAAAAUAUUUUGGGCGGAUACCUUAUUGUUGCGAAAAUAGUCCAUUUGUAAGAUAUGUUUUUUAUGAUUGCCGUGGUCCCCCUCAGGAACAUUAGAAAAAUUGAUUUUCGAAUUUCGACUUGAAACUUUACGUAGAUAUACUUCUCAACGAGAAUAAUACUUUCUGAAAGUCUUAGGUCUUUUGAUUGUUUGUUUCACUAAAUCUGUUACUUUAUUUGAAGGACAUAAAAUACAAAUUUCACAAUAGCAGUAUCCAGUGACAGGAACACUAGAAAGAUCUGAAACGUUCACAAAAAGUUGUUCUCCUUGGAGCGUCUUUCUUUGUAAAGUUGCAAGUCGAAAUUCAAAAAUCAGUUUUUUUAAUGUUCCUGAGAGGGAUCCCAGACAGUCAAUAAAACUCAUACCUUACAAAUGGACUAUUUUCAUUACAAUAAGCUAUCCGCCCAAAAUAUUUUCAGCGUAUUCAUAAUUCUGUGGGGACUACAUAAUGCAAAUAGUUUCAACACAAAAGCGAUUGAACAUUUGGUGACCUUCCCUCGUUAGUAGAACCGAACGGGUAAAACGUCCGACUCGGUCGCGUCUGAGUUUGAAUCUAGAAAAUUUCUAUAGAUUAGGUCCGAGUCUGACUUAACAGAUACUACUCUAAAAUUAACAGCAAAUCAUGACUUUAAUGUGAUACGAUUACUGUUAAAAUUUUUGCUGAGAAAUGUGUAAGGUGUGAUAGUCGAUGAAUAAAAAUAAUCGAAAAAUUAUACCUACAAGGUGUCUGUCUAUCAAGCUCAAAAUUUUUGGACCUGACGGACUCUACUGCUUUAUGACCUUGAAUUAUGGUUGCUAAGAUAGAAGAAACCUUUUUAAGCCAAGGCGAGUACCCAUUGAUUAUUAAUCUUUGAUCUUGAUUAUUAGAGUCUAGAGAGAAGCCGUGAAACUCUUUUCUUAAAUUUACACUCACUAUUGUUUUUUUCAUUGAAAAAAGUAUUUUCUGCAUUAAUAAAAAUUCAAUGUGUGAAAAGUAAAAUCUAAUGUUUAGAAAAUUUUCAUUUUCUUCUUGAAUUCAUUAGAUAAUAAUUGAAGUCUUGUUAAAAAACUAUAAAAAAAAUUAAAUGACUGUUGUUUUAUUGAAGACUUCUUAUCUGAUGCAACUGUUUGAUUUUUUGAACGAUCUAAAAAAACAUGAAUAAGAAUUAUUUCUCAUUAUUCACUCUUUCUUAAUAAAAGAAAAAUAUGUUCAGUUGAGAAACUGCUCUCUCAUAUUUUUAGUUUUUUUUUGUCUUGUAUUUUAAGUUCGACCGGAUUUUAAACAAUCAAAGUAUGGAAUUUUGAUUCACCGAUGGCACAAAUCUUUAUCAACAUUUGAAUCGAUCAGUACGUAAAUGAAAUUGUCUCAUCAGAGAAGACAAACAUUUUUCAUUUAGAUCAACAUGCAGCUAUUUUUGAACAAGAUCUCUGUCAAUUAGUAAAAAAAUUAAAACAACUUGUCUAUUUGAAUAUUUAUGGUAAAAUUCCAUAUGACAAAGUUGAACCUUAUCGUUUAAUGGCUCAAAAUCGUUUUCCAAAUAGUCGAAUCAAUGUUCAUGUAUCAAGAUUUCGACUUUGGAUGUAA